AUGACGGUUACAAAACAGAGGUUGGUGGAUAGGCUGAGAUCACAUGGAGGAAAAUAUAUUGCUCUCCAUCUGAGAUAUGAGAAAGAUAUGCUGUCUUUUACUGGUUGUGAGUAUGGUCUGACAGAUGCAGAAUCUGAAGAGCUCAGAGUUUUGAGGGAGAACACAAAUUAUUGGAAAGUAAAGAAGAUAAAUUCCACAGAACAGAGAAUUGGAGGAUUUUGUCCACUGACUCCAAAGGAGGUGGGCAUUUUUCUUCAUGCUCUUGGGUAUCCCCCUUCUGCACCAAUAUACAUAGCAGCAGGAGAGAUCUAUGGUGGUAACACUCAUCUUUCAGAGCUCUCAUCCCGCUUUCCUAAUCUAAUCUUUAAGGAAUCUCUUGCAACUCCUGAAGAGCUGAAAGAUUUCGCAGAUCAUGCGUCCCAGACUGCUGCACUUGAUUACAUAAUAUGUGUAGAGAGUGAUGUAUUUGUUCCGUCAUAUUCAGGAAAUAUGGCAAGAGCAGUUGAGGGACACCGAAGAUUCUUAGGUCACCGCAGGACAAUCAACCCAGACAGAAAAGGUCUGGUUGGAAUUUUUGAUAUGCUGGAAACUGGAGACCUACUAGAAGGAAGGGAACUGUCACAUAUGGUACAGCGGAUGCACAAGAACAGGCAAGGAGCUCCAAGGAAAAGGCAUGGUUCUCUACCAGGAGUCAAAGGCCGAGCACGAUUUAGGACUGAAGAAUCCUUUUAUGAAAAUCCAUAUCCUGAGUGUAUAUGUGGUUCUAGAAGCAAACUAGAAAUAACAUGA
This is a messenger RNA of Sphenostylis stenocarpa, 789 nucleotides long. NCBI's taxonomy places the organism in Eukaryota, Viridiplantae, Streptophyta, Magnoliopsida, Fabales, Fabaceae. The record is from the annotation of a GenBank genome assembly.